Messenger RNA from Mesocestoides corti, 606 nucleotides. Lineage: Eukaryota; Metazoa; Platyhelminthes; Cestoda; Cyclophyllidea; Mesocestoididae. The record is from the annotation of a GenBank genome assembly.
AUGUCAAAACAUAGUUUUGAUGCUAGUUCGCCAUCUUUGGGAGGGAAAAAACAGCGACUGGACAAGUUAAACGGUGAUUGCGACAAAGACAGGGCUCUUGCGCCUUCAAAUGGCCUUUCCCUCCCUAUUGUGCGACGUGAAAUGUGCCUUUUCUGCUUUGAUGUCCUCCAUAGGCAGCUUUUUAAUCAAGAACCUCCACCUCAGCCUAGAACCUUUCCAAACAAUGCAUAUGCAAUGAGGGAUUCACGGUUUUCACCCAUAACACAAAAGGAAUUUCCUCACCUCUAUUGCUCCGUGUCAUUGUUGACCGACUUCGAGGAAGGGGCUGAUUAUAAGGAUUGGCAGGUUGGUGUUCACGGAAUUCGUAUAGAGUUUGUUAACGAACGUGGGUCUCAGCGCUCCGCCACAUACCUCCCUGAAGUUGCUGUGGAACAAGGUUGGAAUCACCAGGAGACAAUUGAUUCGCUGCUCAGGAAGGGUGGUUACAAGAGUCCCAUAAACGAAGCUGUACGAUCUUCGGUUCGGCUGACGCGGUACCGCAGCGAAAAGCUUCAACUACAUGCUGGCGAGUAUUUUGCUGAGAAGACCAACGGCUAUCGAGUGUAG